UCUGUUUUUUGAAGUAGUUAAGCUCCACAAUGAUUCUUUCAACCAAAACCGUAAGGUUUGUGUUUUGGGGAAUUGAUCUAAUGGUUUUUGUAAUACCAGUUGUUGUGGGUCUGAAUGAGAACGAAACACUCGUGGACGAUUUCGACAGUGGAACUGCAAAUUAUUGGCAAAUUCCAAAAGACAAUUCGUUUACUUAUUGGAAUUUGGCGAUGCACGGUGAUUCUCCUCCAUUUGGAUUCGACUCGCUGCGACCACCGAUGGAAGAAAAUGGCGGUGGUUAUCUCGAGGUUGUGCCAAUCUCUGAUUCACCAGCACAGAUCUAUUCCAACGAGUUCGAGCUAUUGCCCGGCGCCUUUGUUGCGUUGACCUACUGGAACGUAGUUGCCUCCGCUAUCCUCCAAAGGAACACUGUUCUUAAUCUUUACACUGUUGAAAAUGUAUUUAAGAUAGUACAGGUUUUCAACGCACCACCACCAGCUGAUCCAUCAUCCGGCUGGAUUACUGUUCCAAUUGACCUUAGGAUUAACACACCGUCUAGACUGCAGCUCCGUCUCGAUGGCAACAGGGCGAACCUGAAUAGUACUGGAUUAGCUGUUAGCAAAAUCAUCAUCAAGAAUGGGAUGAAUGUGAGCACUUCGUAUACCGUUUCAACAACAACUCUCUUGAGCACUAGCAGCGAACCUACGAGCUCCAGCUCCUUGUCUGUUUCUAUUACUUCAUCAAGUACACAGCCUGCUACUACCGCUAUUAGUUCAAGCUUGUCCAGUACCUCCACAUCUUCCCCGAGCCCUGCCACUUCCCCGAGCCCUGCCACUUCCCCGAGCCCUGCCACUUCCCCGAGCCCUGCCACUUCCCCGAGCCCUGCCACUUCCCCGAGCCCUGCCACUUCCCCGAGCCCUGCCACUUCCACGAGCCCUGCCACUUCCACGAGCCCUGCCACUUCCACGAGCCCUGCCACUUCCACGAGCCCUGCCACUUCCCCGAGCCCUGCCACUUCCACGAGCCCUGCCACUUCCACGAGCCCUGCCACUUCCACGAGCCCUGCCACUUCCACGAGCCCUGCCACUUCCACGAGCCCUGCCACUUCCACGAGCCCUGCCACUUCCACGAGCCCUGCCACUUCCACGAGCCCUGCCACUUCCACGAGCCCUGCCACUUCCACGAGCCCUGCCACUUCCACGAGCCCUGCCACUUCCACGAGCCCUGCCACUUCCACGAGCCCUGCCACUUCCACGAGCCCUGCCACUUCCACGAGCCCUGCCACUUCCACGAGCCCUGCCACUUCCACGAGCCCUGCCACUUCCACGAGCCCUGCCACUUCCACGAGCCCUGCCACUUCCACGAGCCCUGCCACUUCCACGAGCCCUGCCACUUCCACGAGCCCUGCCACUUCCACGAGCCCUGCCACUUCCACGAGCCCUGCCACUUCCACGAGCCCUGCCACUUCCACGAGCCCUGCCACUUCCACAUAUCCGACAACGUCCACGGACUCCGAGAGCUCUAUCGCAUCAGACAGUUCCAGCGAUUUUACCAGCACCACUAUACUAUCAAUUUCUAGCGACUCAGAUAGCACAACUAUAUCUUCGUCAACAACUACCGAGUCUACGGACAUGUCCAAAGAAUUACGCGGAGGAGUCAUUGGCGUUAGUGUUUCUAUAAUUCUUCUUGCAUUAAUAUCUGUUCUUCUCGUUUACUGUUAUCGACAGCAUCGCCGUCGGGCCUAUCUGGUCGAAAGCAAACGUCUCGAAGCUGGAACUAUUCGACGCCUGGAAGACUUAGACGAAAAUAAUGAAAUUCCUUAUAAGAUUCUUUCGUAAACCUUAGUCACCAUAACUGCCUUCACCAUGUCUACAGAUUUUGUCUGAAGCUUAUGGAAAGCUUCAUCAUUAAUCAAAAUAGCAAAUUCGAGAAAUGUAUAGCCCUCGCUUAAGGCUAGUUUCGUAAAUUAAAAAAAAUACA
Molecule: messenger RNA, 1959 nt
Organism: Daphnia carinata
Lineage: Eukaryota; Metazoa; Arthropoda; Branchiopoda; Diplostraca; Daphniidae
Exons: 3
Coding region: 30-1817 (595 amino acids)
Source: RefSeq, a predicted model, not a curated record